GAUGUACUGAAGAAGCCACACACAACACAACACACACACAAAAGAAACUGUGAGAGAUAAAGAGAGAGAGAAAGGGGAAAGAGCUCUUCACUAACACUGGUGCAUUUUUUUCUUGCAUUCUGUUCUUCUUUCUUCUCUCAGAAAACAAACACUCCAUCUUUGAAGCUUCUGGAAAUAAAUCUACCUUAGGUGUUGGUGGAGUUUUAGGGCAGAGGGUUUAAGGGAGAAUGCUGAGGAAGAGGAGCAGAUCACACCACAAAUUUCAACACAUGGGACAACAUUUGAUCUCAGAUUCCUAUUCUCAACCUGAUGUGUUGUUAGCUAAUAGGAAACAUAAUAAAAAUAACAACUUUUUCAAUGUUCCUGUUCCUGCUGGUGUGUUUGUUGGGCUCAAUAAUCCUACUAAGGCUAGCUCAGAAUCUGAUUCAGUGAGAAGUCCUACUUCUCCACUUGAUUUUAGGGUCUUUUCGAAUUUGGGUAACCCCUUUAGGAAUAAGGCUACCUGGGGUUGUUGCACUAAAGUAGGCCUUGGCAUUGUAGAUUCUCUUGAUAAUGAUGAUGAGAUGAAGAAAUCGGGGAAAGUUCUCCGAUCAUCGGAUAGUAAAAACAUUCUUUUUGGCACUCAAAUGAAGAUCAAGACACAGAAUUUUCAGACCUGUGUUGAGGAACCUAAGUCACUCCCUAAGAAUAUAUCGAUUUUUCCUCAUACCUUGUCCAAAAGCUCCAAUCUUGAAAAGGGCAAUUCUGAUGUUGUGUUUGGAAUUGGAGAAGCCCCAUUAGAGCAUGAGUUGUCGAGAAAUUUUCGUUCUUUUUCUCUAGACUCCGGUAGGUCUAUUGCCCAUUUUGCAAGCUUGGCGAAUCAUUCCCUGAAUUUUGGUUCUGGAAAUGGAACGAAUCCUGUGGUUUCACAUACUCAAUGUGCUAGAGGUUGCUCAAAGUUGGGUCCUAUGCCAACAUCGGUUGGCUCUAGCGCUAGCUUAGUUGGUGCUAUUUCGGCGAGUGACAUUGAACUUUCUGAGGACUAUACCUGUGUGAGAACCCGUGGACCUAAUGCCAAAGUAACUCAUAUUUUUGGUGACUGCAUUUUAGAAUGUCACAACAAUGAAUUGACCAAUUUUUGUAAGAAUGCUAGCGAGAAAACCACAUUGCCUGAGGUGGUUGACAGCUCGGGGGUUCUCACUUCAUAUCCUUCAAGCGAUUUUUUGCGCUUCUGUUACUCUUGCAAGAAGAAGCUGGAUGGAGAAGAUAUUUACAUGUACAGAGGUGAGAAAGCUUUUUGCAGCUUGAACUGCCGUUCCGAGGCGAUUUUGAUUGAUGAGGAGAUGGAGAAACUCAAUAAUGAUUCUGAAAACACUAUUAAGCCAAACAGCCGGGAUGAAGUUUUUGAGACCGGCUUGUUCAUUGCUACAUAGGAUGCUGCAAUUGCGCUACUAAGCCCAUGAUUGACGAAACGGCCACACGGUUUUAACAAGUAGAAACCCUGAUCAUCUGUUUCCUAAGAGCUGUUUUUUUUUGUGCAUCUGUGUGCAGCCAUGGAUGAUCAGAGAAUGUAUUGCUAUUUGUGUGAACUGUCUUUCCUUUCUCAUGGUCUUAGUGGUUAAACAAUCGCAAACAGCAAGUUUUGCUUUACAUAGUUCUGAAUCUGAUAUGUAAUAGUGGAGUAUAAUCUCUGAAAAAGAAUCUUAAUUACAAGGGUUGUAGCCCAUCCUUGUGGCUCCCCAAUUUUUGGUUUCUCACCUGCUAAAUAGUUUGGCAAAGUCUGAUGAAUAUAAAUGUUUCAUGACUACA
This is a messenger RNA of Nicotiana tabacum (common tobacco), 1788 nucleotides long. RefSeq names its product FCS-Like Zinc finger 10. The record is from RefSeq and is a predicted model, not a curated record. Lineage: Eukaryota; Viridiplantae; Streptophyta; Magnoliopsida; Solanales; Solanaceae.